GCAGAAGUGCAUUGCAUGUUCUUCUCUCUUAAGGCUGUUAGUAAAUACGUUAUUAGCAAAAAUGCAUAUCAGGAAUAUGUUUCUACUAGUGUUGAUUAUAGUGAUGCAUGAUUAUAUACUGCAUGGUCCUUUUUGCUGGUAUUGCUGCUGAAGCUCUGGUUUAUGGUGAGGCUGAGGGUGGAGAUGAUGAAAACAUGUUUCACAGCAUCUGUGUCCUUCUGCAACUGCCAUUGUCUGUGGCUCAGCAUGCUCAUCGAGCUGCUGUCAGAGCUUUGGAAAGUGGUGGUAGUCUUAGUAUUGUAAUUAGGAGGAUUGAGCAAGCCAUGUCUUCUGGCAGAUGAUGUGCAGAAGUACAUAAACAUGCUGGUUUCUGUGGUCCAAUGGAGUUCAAGAGUUAAAUGUUCUAUAUGCACCUAUAGGAAGGCUUAGAUAACCAUCGUCUGUUCUUGUAUGGCUGGGCAUGGUGAACUGAGGCAUGGAAGUUCUGAAGCAUUACUCUGAUUAUUAUUCUCUACUCUUUUCCGUACUAAAUACUAAUUGCAUGU
Molecule: messenger RNA, 545 nt
Organism: Rubroshorea leprosula
Lineage: Eukaryota; Viridiplantae; Streptophyta; Magnoliopsida; Malvales; Dipterocarpaceae
Source: the annotation of a GenBank genome assembly